Molecule: messenger RNA, 668 nt
Organism: Pyrgilauda ruficollis (rufous-necked snowfinch)
Lineage: Eukaryota; Metazoa; Chordata; Aves; Passeriformes; Passeridae
Gene: RPL13
Product: ribosomal protein L13
Exons: 4
Coding region: 390-629 (79 amino acids)
Biological process (GO): translation
Cellular component (GO): ribosome; cytosolic large ribosomal subunit
Molecular function (GO): structural constituent of ribosome; RNA binding
Source: RefSeq, a predicted model, not a curated record
CAGUGCUCUGGGCUGGGUUGAUAAGGUGGGGGUCGGGCACAGGUUGGGCUCCAUCACCUGAGGCCUUUCCCAAGCUGCUGUGACCCUGCCAUUCCAGGAGGAAGGCUCGCCAGGCCAAGGCUCGCCGCAUCGCCCCCCGCCCCGUGGCUGGGCCCAUCCGGCCCAUCGUGAGGUGCCCUACCAUCAGAUACCACAAAAAGGUCCGUGCUGGCAGAGGCUUCAGCCUGGAGGAGCUUAAACUCGCUGGCAUCAACAAGAAGUUUGCCCGGACUAUCGGAAUCUCCGUGGAUCCCCGGAGGCGGAACAAGUCCACCGAGUCCCUGCAGGCCAACGUGCAGAGGCUGAAGGAGUACCACUCCAAGCUCAUCCUCUUCCCGAGGAAGCCAGCCAUGCCCAAGAAGGGAGACAGCUCUCCAGAGGAACUCAAGAUGGCCACUCAGCUCACAGGACCUGUCAUGCCCAUCAAGAACGUUUUCAAGCGGGAGAAGGCGCGUGUCAUCUCGGAAGACGAGAAGAACUUCAAGGCCUUUGCCAGCCUUCGCAUGGCCCGGGCCAACGCCCGCCUCUUCGGCAUCCGCGCCAAGCGCGCCAAGGAAGCGGCAGAGCAGGACGUGGAGAAGAAGAAAUGAACUGUUCUCCCCAGAACUGUCAAUAAAGAGCCCUACAGA